This is a messenger RNA of Solea senegalensis (Senegalese sole), 2011 nucleotides long. RefSeq names its product TM2 domain containing 3 (gene tm2d3). The transcript has 6 exons. The record is from RefSeq and is a predicted model, not a curated record. The coding region runs from base 40 to 825 and encodes 261 amino acids. Lineage: Eukaryota; Metazoa; Chordata; Actinopteri; Pleuronectiformes; Soleidae.
CGUAGCCUGAACGCAGCAUCUGGCUGCUCUCGGGCAACAAUGGCCACAGUCUGUCAAGUAUGGAGACCAGACCGAGGACGGUGCUCCAAAACCUACGGAAUUAUCACGCUGUUGUUUAUGGACCUGCUGUUGCCGUGCGUCAACGGGUACAUGAGCUCUCCUCAUGUUGACCAGGAUCCUCCUUACACCAGAGAUGCCCAGCAUGGACCUGUCAUCACCAGCCCAGUGGUCCCUGCUGCAUCCUCAGUGUCUCCUGCGGAUGACGAGAACUACACUUUCAAGUGUCCAAGUGGGGGUCCAUGCAGUCGCCUGCCUGCUGAUUGCAUUGAGUGCAAUUACCAUUAUAACUGCAUCUAUGGAAAGUCAGCUUCCUUUACUUGUAGACCCAAAAAAGGUGUUCACUGCAUAGGAGAGUCAGGACAACAGCAAACCAACUUUUCUCUGUCCAUCACCUGUCACUUCUGCUGGCAGCUUGAUCCGUCUCAGUAUCGCUGUUCAAACUCCACCAACUGUAUGACGGUGUCCUGCCCACGCAAGCGCUACAACGCCACCUGUGACGUGUUGGAUCACGUGCACUGUUUAGGUAAAAGACGUUUUCUGAAACGUUUAUUUUGUAAUUGGACUGGAGGAUAUAAAUGGUCAACAGCAUUAGCACUCAGCAUCACACUUGGUGGUUUUGGGGCAGAUCGGUUUUAUCUGGGCCAGUGGAGAGAGGGUCUGGGCAAACUGUUCAGCUUUGGGGGCCUGGGCAUUUGGACUUUGAUUGAUGUUCUUCUGAUUGGGGUUGGUUACGUGGGACCUGCUGACGGUUCUCUCUACAUCUGAAUCAGAGUUUCAGAGAUGUGAUGGGAUGGUUUGUGCUUGCUUCCACUUUACUCUCGAACAAUGGAGAUCUGAGAUGCUGUGUUCUGAGCACGUUUGCCUGCCUGAGCUCGCUGUGCAACACAUUCUCAUCCCAUCUGCUAACAGGCAGGAAGUGUUUUCCUCAUCACAUCAACGAUGACUCUACCCACACAACCAUCAGAUCAAUCCCAAUCAUUCUGCGUCAGUCUCCUGGUGAGAUUCUGCAGAUGGACCUGUACGGAGGGAGGAGGAUAGGGAGCCACUGAUUAUGUCUCUCUGGUUGAUUUGACAUAACUGUUGGUUUGGUUCAUUCGUGCUGGUAUAGGUUUGGUUUCCUACGGAGCCCUGCUUUCAUAGACAUCCCGUCGCCUCGGUCGCUCCUCCCUCUUUAGAAGGUAAAAGCAUCAAUAGUUGGCAUGGUAAUCAUGACUACUGAGCUUUUUAUGGUUGACACCAGACAAAAGACAUGCUGAAGGUUAAUAUAUAAAUAUGCAGGAGAGGAUAUUAUCACGGUGUAAUAUUUAUGAGUGAGAAGAGUUGUAUGAUUUUGAUGGUUAUUUUGUAUGUAGAAUGUUGAUCCAACACUGUGCCAGCAGUGUAGGCCACAGCUGUAUGAGUGACCUUCCCCCAAGGGCCAAGAUAAGACAGUACCAGACCUGCUGUAACAUGUUGUCUGAUAUUUUGGAAACGCACAUAUAACUAUCUCAAACUGCAUUUUUUUGUUGUUGUUUUCAUACAGUAUUUUCUUCUAAGCUCAUGAGCACUUAAAAAAAAAAAAUAUCCAGUGUGUACUAACACUGUAAGAUCUAUUCAAUUCGACCUCACCUCAUGUAUGUUUAGUGUAUUCAGGUUAUUUUAAUUUGUUGGAAAACUAUAAAUGGCAAGUUAUGUGACAACAUUUGUUUAGAGUAUGUAUUAUUUUUUUUUUUAUCAGUUGUCCUGGCACAGGUUGUCCCUACGUCAGUGAGAACCAGUGGUAAAUGUAACAGAAAUGUAAUGAUGGCGUCACUGUUCAUGUGCAUAACCUGGUCAGAUUUUUACAAUUCGACCAAUGAAAUUUGAAGGCAUACAAAUGACUGAGCAAGCUGUGAAAGCUGAUUCCUUAGUUCCAACAGCCUGAACAAAAAAUGUCAAAUAAAUGUGUUGGUCAGCAUGAUCUCAGUGUGAA